AUGGACGUGGAAGCAGCGCGCAAGGACUUGACGACGCCGCCAACACGCGGCGGCAAGGUGAUGCACCGCCUCCUGGUGGCGCUCAACUGCGGGAUGCUGGCACUGGGCACCACGGCGGGGCCGCUCCUCACCCGCCUCUACUACGACAAGGGCGGCCAACGGGAGUGGCUGUCCGCGUGCCUCCAGUCCGUAGGCUGGCCACUGCUGCUGAUCCCCGUGGCGGCUUCCUACGCCGCGCGCCGCGCGCGCGACCCGCGGGGCGCCCCCGUCCUGCUCACCCCGCCACGCGUGCUGCUGGCCGCCGCGGGCCUCGGCGUCGCCACGGGCGCCGACAACUACAUCUACGCGUACAGCCUCCGGUACCUUCCCGUCUCCACCUCCGCGAUACUCAUCUCGACGCAGCUCGCCUUCACGGUGUUCUUCGCGUUCCUCAUCGUGCGGCAGCGGCUGACGCCCGCCACGGUGAACGCCGUCGCGCUGCUGACGGUGGGCGCCGCCGUGCUGGGCCUCCACGUCUCGUCCGACCGCCCCGCGGGGGUCGCCCGAGGGAAGUACUUGCUGGGCUUCGCGCUGGCCCUCGGCGCCGCGGCGCUCUACGGGCUCAUCCUGCCGCUGGUCGAGCUCGCGUACAGGCGCGCGGCGGCAGGCGGCGGCCGCGCGGUGACGUACGCGCUGGUGAUGGAGAUGCAGCUGGUGAUGGGCUUCUUCGCCACCGCAUUCUGCACCGUCGGUAUGAUCGUCGACAAGGACUUCCAGGUGCGUGCAAACAUUUCACAUGUCGCCUACGUACGUGCCACUUCUAAGUUCUAA
Messenger RNA from Miscanthus lutarioriparius, 810 nucleotides. Lineage: Eukaryota; Viridiplantae; Streptophyta; Magnoliopsida; Poales; Poaceae. The record is from the annotation of a GenBank genome assembly.